Molecule: messenger RNA, 5894 nt
Organism: Scleropages formosus (Asian bonytongue)
Lineage: Eukaryota; Metazoa; Chordata; Actinopteri; Osteoglossiformes; Osteoglossidae
Product: zinc finger protein 148-like
Exons: 6
Coding region: 784-3291 (835 amino acids)
Biological process (GO): regulation of transcription by RNA polymerase II
Molecular function (GO): RNA polymerase II cis-regulatory region sequence-specific DNA binding; DNA-binding transcription factor activity, RNA polymerase II-specific
Source: RefSeq, a predicted model, not a curated record
AAUGAUUUUUUUAAUGUUUGCAGAUACAGUUGAUGUAACCUACAUACCUGGUGGGCAAUGACUGACUAAAUGAGUGUUUUUGCUCAUCUUUGAUUCUGGUCUGAUGUGUGUUGUCUCUGUAGAGCUUCUCCUUCCCAGAGGUGGACUCAUCAUUUCCCCUGCCUCUUUGUCAUUUUCAGUUUUAUUGCUACUAGUCCUCAGUUUGUAAAAGAGGAAAGUAUCUUCCUGUCUUCCCCUGCUUUCCUUUUCAUGCUCUCUACAGUUUAGACAAGCACACCUAUCAAGAAAUACUUUUAUUAUUAUUAAAUUGAAUAGCUCCUUACAAAAAAACAGGGACAGGCUCAUAAUGUAAGCGUAUGAUGUGGUAACGUAUAUGUGUUAACAUUAUUUUUAAAAAUUAGCUAGCUAGCAGUUGCAGUAACUUUACUAGCUAACAUUAGCUAAGUUAUGCGAUAUUUAAUGGUAAGCUAGCAGAUUUGUUUCUCAUGAUGAAACAUCGCAGUACCUCAACUUUAACAAACUUUCACGAAAUGGUAGUGAAAUGUAGGUAAACAACACUGAUUUUACUCUCUGAUCACCGUAUCCUCUUGCGCUGCUCAUUUGCGCUGGACAUGGCUGGAGUAAUACUCCCGAAAUUAAGUUUUACCGCUCCUACUCCUCCUUCCUACACAGAGGUUUGUGCUGUGCAGGCAGUUCACAGCUCUUCAGCCUAAUAGUGCCGCACACUGUGUGUGUCAUACAAGUUUCAGCUGCAAAAAAAAGUCACCUUGCAGUGUUGUCAGAAUGCUUUGUACAACAGGGGUGGCACUGGCCACCCACAGCCACCACGUAGCUACGCCCCUAGUGAGAGGCCUCCAGUGGUCCACUGACACCUGUCCCUUGUGGACAUUUUGGGUUCUUCUACAGGUUAACAUUGUGGUGUCUUUAUUGCUCCAUCUUCCAGCUCCUAACCCGCGUGUGAUGAUGAACAUCAGAGACAGUUUGGUGCGUACGUUGCACAAGUGCAGUGGGCCGGCGGACACGCGGGGGGCUGCAGGAACCCUUGAGGACAUGACUGUGGGUGAGCGAGCACUGGCCCAUCAUGCCCUCCUGGCUGAGACCCGUGUAGAUGAGGAGCAGGGGCUGGAUGGGAACCUGGUGACCGGAGCGCUGCCGACGCACAGUGUGCCAAUGGUGCACGCGCAAAAGGUGGAGAAUGACGACGAGGUGGAUCCAGAUGUUCGCCAGCAGCUCUGCCACAAACUGGCACAUCCUCUGCAGCUACUGAUGGGUGUUAAGCAAGAGCUCAAGGUGUCGGACAGCGAGAUCCACGUGAAGGAGGAGAGGAAGCGGGUGAGGGGCCUUCCAGAGAAACUGAAGAAGAAGAACAGAAAGCAGCACUCUCCUGCAAAGAUUCUGACUGUCAGUAGCAAUGGCUCGUUGGGCCUUCAGAGCACCAAGGCUCACAUGUGUGAGCAUUGUAACGCCACUUUCAGGACCAACUACCAUCUGCAGAGACACUUGUUCAUCCACACAGGUGAGAAGCCGUUUCAGUGCAGCCAGUGCGACAUGCGUUUCAUCCAGAAGUACCUUCUUCAGCGACAUGAGAAGAUUCACACUGGUGAAAAACCUUUUUGCUGUGAUGAGUGUGGGAUGAAAUUUAUCCAGAAGUACCACAUGGAGAGGCACAAGAGAACACACAGUGGUGAAAAGCCCUACCAGUGUGAUGGCUGUCUCCAGUACUUCUCCAGGACUGAUCGAGUUCUGAAGCACAAACGCAUAUGUCAGAAGAGCAGAGAUUGCAAAGCCAGUAGAAUCCCAUCUAAAGAUAGGUACUCGGGCACCUGUGAGGAUAAUAGCUUGUCAGUCUUGGCAAAAGAAUGCUCAUUGCCAGAGAAGAAGCGAAGGAAGUCCUGUCAGAAGUUCCAUGAAGGUUCUGCAAUGUUUUCUGAGAAUGGAAACAGCAAAGGCAAAGUAGUCCAGAGGUUGUGCAAAAAAGCCCCUCUGUAUGCCAUCAGCCCCAAAGUAAGCACAUAUAUGGUGGCAGAGUAUUCGGUGGAGCAGCCUCCAGCCAUUGUGCCACCCUCAUGGGGAUCUUCCGCAAUCGAGAUUAACCCUCCAAAAUUCGUGCUGAAAAAGGUAUUGUGCAAACAGGUUCAGAAACCGCAUCUGGAGCAAAUACAGGCUUUGUCUUAUUUUGAGGAUGGAAAAGCAACCAGGUACACAUUUGAGCUUGUAGACAAGCAAGGCCUCUUGGAUGUGGAUGCCAACACAGAUCUGGACCCUGCUGGGACUCUUCACGCAGCAUCGAGCAAAUCUGUGGCAAGUAGUACAAACUAUGAUGAUGCCGUACAGUUCCUGAAGAAGAAGAGGUACCUGCAGGGGGCUACUUCAAGCGUCAGUCGAGGCUACACUCUGAAUUUGGGGAGUGUUGCUCCCCAGUCCUCCACACCACAGGCUGCUUUGUCCACUCUUCCUGAUGACGGUGUCCCUACCGUGAUUUUGGAUGCACAGACUUUGAAUGUUGGGAUCAAGUCAAAUUCUGCCAAGACUCUCCUCCCUGAUGAGGUACUUCAAACCCUUCUGGAUCACUAUUCGAACAAGGGUACUUGUCAGCCCAAGAUUUCUUUCAGUGUGGCCAAUGCAGAGGUGCCCUCUAAUGUAUCUGUGGACUCACUAGACUUGUCCAGUGUGAGUCAGCCGGACACUCUGGGGAUAAACUCUGAGGCAUUGCCUGCAGAAAAGUCCAGCAUGCUUCGGGAAUACUCAAAGUUCCUGCAGCAAGCUUUGGAGAGAACCAGCCAGAAUGAUUUGAAUAGUCAUAGUCUUGCUUUUGCCGCUGAAAGUCCGAGCCUUUCGUGUCAGCCAUUGUUUUCCAGUUUCGACACUGUCACAAACCGGUUUCAGUCUGGAAUAAAUUCUCCUUUGAGGGCAUCCUCAGAGAAAUCCCAUUUUGGGCUUCUUGCUGGAGAUUCACACAAUUCGAUGUCCUUUUCAGGGGAUGAAACAAAUCCUUCCUCGGUCUCUUCAUCAGAAGACUUCCUUGAAAAGGUGACUUCAUCAAAAAAGAGUCAUGCUCAGGUCAUCCACCAAACUUUUGAAAUGAGCACAUUUGAGCAGAACCUCUAUCCGCAGUUCCAAAGUUUGCAGUCUGGAACAUCUUCCCAGUUCAGCACUAUUAAUGGACAGGAGAACUUGCGUGGACUUGUUAGUGGUACAUUCUUCCCAGAAUUUCCGAUGGUUACCGUAUCUAAGGCCAGAACCCAACUGACCUCAUCUCCAGAUGAUUCGAGCAGUCAAACCUUUGACUAAAGGAAAAUAUAUGUACACUCAUCCUCCAGUUAACAGUAAACAGUUGUUUACAUUUACAUUUAUUCAUUAUACAUUUAUUGUUUAGCAGUGUAUCUUAGGUUGAACUUCUAUCAAAUGCACCAAUUUCCAUGAAAAAUUGUAAUACAGUCCGACACCCCAAAAAGCUGUUACCAGGAUGAAUAAUUUCAAAAAGUUGGUUUGUAUGUAACUAUUAAUAAAGCACUUGUACUAAAUUGUGUAUCCACAAUGUAGAGUACAAGUCAAAAGUUUGAGUACACAUGGGCAAUACCUGUGUGGCAUGAGCUGGAUGGAGGAGUGAAAGCAGAACAACCCACAAGUUUCCUACAUCUCUGCAGCAGAAGAGAUUGGAAGAUUUUUUUCCUGAUGAAGUUUGUUAAACAAUAGCCUCAUGGAAAACAAAUAGUGUGACUGCUUGGUGAUGGUUUUAAUCUAACAGUUAAGCAAAGAAUAAUAAUAAUUAUUGAGGCGAAAGAUGCUUGGUGGCAGUCUGGCUGCUUGCUCUGCAAAUGUUUGCUCUUUUGAGCUCCAUGACUUGGUUGCGACUUCUUAUUAAUGCUGUGAUCUUCACAUAGCUUUAAGGACAUUUUGUAUCACUGGUUUCCUUCACAUUGGCAAGCUGUAUCCAUGUUCACUUUCACAUGCCUUCCUGCUCUCCUGCCCUGUCUCUUGGGCAUGCACAAAAUUACCUGUGAACUCACAUCCCAUUAUUACUUCAUUUAGUGGGCACUUUUCUCCAAAAUGACUUCCAGUGAACUCUAUGUAGUGUUAUCAGCCCACACCUGAUUCAUCUAGGGUGGCUUACACCGCUGUAUACACUACUUACUCUGGGUCACUCAUCCAUACCUCAGUGACACACACUCUCUCUGUUACUCACACACUGUGGGUGGCUGUGAGACAGCAGCACUACUUGCUGUGCCACCGUGUCGCCCGUUAACGUUCACACCAUCUUAAACAUUCUGAUUACGAUAACAAAUAAACAAAAAUGGUAAAAAAGUAAUCAAGGCACUAUGUGAAGAAGAGGAAAUGAAAGGUGAUUAAUAUAUGGAGCAGCUGGACCAAACGGAAGACCAGGGUACAUCUCAGACAUCUUGGAUCUCAAAAGUCAAAACUUUGCAAAGCUCUUAAACACAGUAAAUUUAAAGUAUGAAUCUCUAGGGAAAGACUGAGAUCAACACAAACAUUUGGAGUCAUUUACAAUAAUUGCGAGCCUUAAUCCAGGUUUUUGUGUUUUUAUAUGCGUAAUGUAUGUGUUACAAGUAUUUGCCAAAGGUGAGGUUUUAACUUCCAUUUAAGUGUCACAUUAUGGAACGGAGAUAUAUACAAUACUUCAGUUUUGACCAAGCUGCAUGUGCAAUUGUGUGCCAUCUCUCCACCUUUUUCUUCAUCUAUUAAUAGAUUAAUCAGACUUUGUCAGGAUCAUGUUACUUUUUGGAUAUAAAUUGGGUGCAGUUUCACUUUUUGUGGUUAAAUAGGUUGAGAAAGUAUAUUCUAUAUGUAGGGUAUCCGCAGCGCAACCAGUUUGUCUUAGAGGAUGUCAGGGAACUGAAACCAGAGACCGAGGAUGAGGUUGUGGACCCAAUCGCAGUGAUGUUUAUUUUCUUAAAAAAAAAAAAACAAGGGGGCAAUCCAAAAUCAAGGUCAGGGACAGGCGGGGAUCUUCCAAGGUGCUUUCACCAUCCAGGGGAUGAGACAAGAAUCAGAAUCCGUUGAACUAAUCUCAAGAACUAGGAACAAGGGCAAAUGGACAAGGAAGGCCAGGAAGAAGGAGGUACGCAGUGUGCAUGCAGGAUCUCAGGCAAGAGCAGUGAGAAUCUACAAGGCUCCGCAACCCAGUGAGUCGGCAUGGCUCCAUUUAUGUCCCGCUAUUCUGAUGAGGAUGAGGCGCAGGUGUGGUCGUUUGGUCCGGGGGUGUGACAGAAGAACUAUAUAUGUGGAAAUUAAAUGGAUAUAAUUUUUGAGCAAAACCAUAUUUUAACUAAGUAGAAAUUUCAUUCUGUGUAAUAAGAAAACAGCCUGAAAUCAAUACACAUGCUGUAUUGAUUGUUUUCAUUUCUGCAUUUUUGGAGAAGGAACACUGUGUUUCACAUUCAGUUCAUUUGGGAUAAGUGUUUUUUCUACAGGUUGAAUUGUAUUUGCUGUUGAACUGUUCAUGCUUUUGCUGAUGUAUUUUGCUGUUUUAAAAAGAAGGGUGUUUUCGUUCAUAACACGUCAGCAUGUUAGUGCCUUUUUUUAUGUAUCUUCUUCCUCAGCCUUGUUCUAAAUGUAAAAUUUAAGGAUUAAAGACAAUAGCUACACAAUAGCUUCACUUACCUUGUAGUACUUGACCUUUUUGUAAAAGGGUAAUGCCAAAGUGGAUUAUGGUUGUGAUUUCAUUUUAAUGUGUUAAAUACCUUUUGGAAACGUACCCCCGUUUAAAAGCAAAUUGAAGAUAAAGAUCAGACAACAUUCUUGAUGGUGUCUUUCAAAACUCUUGAACUGUUAACUUUCUCUUAGACUUUUAUUUGAUUUCUAAGAUUGGAAAAAGGCUUCAUAUUACUUGCUCACUUUUUACUGAAAUGUACCUGAUGUUCACAUCUUAUUGA